Messenger RNA from Oryzias latipes (Japanese medaka), 2101 nucleotides. RefSeq names its product abhydrolase domain containing 8b (gene abhd8b). The record is from RefSeq and is a predicted model, not a curated record. Gene Ontology annotation, cellular component: mitochondrion. Gene Ontology annotation, biological process: lipid homeostasis; phosphatidic acid biosynthetic process. Lineage: Eukaryota; Metazoa; Chordata; Actinopteri; Beloniformes; Adrianichthyidae. Gene Ontology annotation, molecular function: lysophosphatidic acid acyltransferase activity; carboxylic ester hydrolase activity.
AGAAAAAAUAACAACAAAUGCUCCUUGUUUCCAUCCCAACCUGGGGCCACGCGGCAGCGGAGGGACCGCGCGCGCGCAGCGGACGGCAACUCCGUGUCAGCGGUGCUUCAGUCCGCUCGCUCACAGAAACUCCAACUAAUAAGGAAAAAACUGGCAGCCAUGCUGACCAGCUUUAUAGAAGGUCUUCUCUGCUGCCUCACCUCAAAAUCUGCCAACACUGUGGUCCCUGUUGAAACCUCAGAACUCGCAGACGGCUAUGAGUUUGUGGAGGUGAAACCAGGUAGAGUUCUGCGGGUUCGACACAUCAUCCCAGAUCGCCCGAUAGAAGAGGAACCGUCCCACGGCGCAAGCGUGAGCUGCAAGAGAAAGAUCACAGUUUACCGCAACGGACAGCUCUUCAUAGAGAAUUUGGGUGAGAGGGCGAGUGCGGAGCUGAGGUCCUGCCAAAACGGACAGACAGAACCUAACAGCACUGUAGAAGUGGAACUGGCAGAAUCUCGUAACUCCUCUCCACCUGUCAGCCUUCCUGAGUCCCGCUCAGAGUCUGUCACAGCUGGAAACAAUGGGACACCUGAGACAGGUGCAGCAGGUGAGGCACCUGCUGCGCCGCACCCCGGCCAGUCCCAGCAGCCCAGGAUGCGCAGGAGGAAGCCCAAACGCACCGUAGUGAUCGACUGCGAGAGGAAGAUAUCAGCCUGUAAAGGGACGCAUUCAGACGUGGUUCUGUUCUUCAUUCACGGGGUGGGCGGCUCGCUAGAUAUCUGGAGAAGCCAGCUGGACUUCUUUUCUCGCCUGGGCUACGAGGUGAUUGCUCCAGACUUGGCAGGUCAUGGAGCCAGCUCUGCUCCACAGAUAGCUGCUGCCUACACAUUCUACGCCCUGGCUGAGGAUAUGAGGAUCAUCUUCAAAAGAUAUGCAAAGAAGAGGAAUAUUCUCAUCGGACAUUCCUAUGGCGUGUCCUUCUGUACAUUCCUGGCUCACGAGUUUCCAGAUCAAAUUCAAAAGAUGGUGAUGAUCAAUGGUGGUGGUCCCACAGCUCUGGAGCCCAGCCUCUGCUCCAUCUUCAACCUGCCUACCUGUGUGCUUCACUGCCUUUCCCCUCUGCUGGCCUGGAGUUUUCUCAAGGCUGGCUUUGCUCGGCAGGGUGCCAGGGAGAAGCAGUUGCUGAAAGAAAACAAUGCCUUCAAUGUGUCGUCAUUCGUGUUGCGUGCCAUGAUGAGCGGGCAGUACUGGCCUGAGGGGGACGAGGUUUACCACGCUGAGCUCACCGUGCCCACCUUGCUUGUUCAUGGUAUGCACGACAAAUUUGUACCGGUUGAAGAGGACCAGCGCAUGGCAGAGAUCCUCCUGAUGGCUUUCCUGAAGGUGCUGGAGGAUGGCAGUCACAUGGUCAUGAUGGAGUGUCCAGAGACCAUCAACACACUCCUGCACGAGUUCCUCCUCUGGGAACCGGCAACCCCAGCACCGCUAAAGAAGGAGAGCAAAACUCGUCCGGAGACGGCCAAAGCUCAAACUGACAACAACAAAGCAGCGGCUGAGCCCGCCACAGUCCGGCCUGCAACUGCCAGGCAAACCUAAUCUGUGGGACGAGGGGAGAACAUAAGUCAGGAAUAAGCUCAUUCAGACUGGUCAAACUGAAACAGUGUUUGUCAGAGCAAAACCAAGGCUGGUCCAAGCAGUCUCUGAGAAAAUGAGACGGUUUGAGCAUCUGAACCUGAUGAGGAGCCAGAAGAGCUGGUUUGUCUCAGUCUGAAUGUCAGAUUUGUGGCAGGAUGACCGCACUGAGCUUCUAGCUCUGCGGUCUCCAUAACAGCAUGUUAACACCAGAGCUGAAGCAAGAAGAACUCAGUCUUCAGCAAACCGUUUUGGUUACAAACAUGCUGCAGGGAAAUACUUUGUUGUGCCUUUAAUGGUUUCUGCAAACAUGAACACAAGACACAGCAAUUCAGCAGCGAAAGCCACCAGAAACACCGGAUGGGAGUCGGAUGCAAAGAGGAGAAAGUUGUGCAACUUUGCACAUCCUGUAAGAUGGAAAAGCUGAACAGUCAGAGUAUUUUAUACUCCUAAAGAAGUGAUUAAAACCUUCUAGGUUAUAAAGAAA